AUGAGGUUCAACAAGGCCAAGUUCAAUGUGUUGCACUUGGGCUGGGGCAAUCCCAGGUACUUAUCUAGACUGGGCAAAGAAGAACUUGAGAGCAGCCCUACGGCGAAGGACCUGGGGGUCCUGCUGAACAAGAAGCUGGACAUGAGCCAGCAGUGUCUCCUGCACUUUGCGCUCUUCCUGGACAUCUACCUGGCUGACCUCCUGGGCAACGGCCUCAUCCUCACCACUGUAGCCUGCAACCAUGGCCUCCACACCCCCAUGUACUUCUUCCUCCUCAACCUUGCCCUCCUCGACCUGGGCUGCAUCUCCACCACUCUCCCCAAAGCCAUGGCCAAUUGCCUCUGGGACACCAAGGCCAUUUCCUACUCAGGAUGUGUUGCACAGGUCUUUCUUUUUGUCUUCUUGAUCUCAGCAGAGUAUUUUCUUCUCACUGUCAUGUCCUAUGACCUCUAUGUUGCCAUCUGCAAGCCCCUGCACUAUGGGACCCUCCUGGGCAGCAGAGCUUGUGCCCAGAUGGCAGCAGCUGCCUGGGGCAGUGGGGUUCUCUAUGCUCUGCUGCACACUGCCAGUACAUUUUCCCUGCCCCUCUGCCAAGGCAAUGCCGUGGACCAGUUCUUCUGUGAAAUUCCCCAGAUCCUCAAGGUCUCCUGCACAAAUACCUACCUCAGGGAGGUUUGGGUGCUUCUGUUUAGUGCUUGUUUGACAUCUGGUUGUUUUGUUUUCAUUGUCUUUUCUUAUGUGCGGAUCUUCAGGGCUGUGCUGAGGAUGCCCUCUGAGCAGGGACAGUACAAAGCCUUUUCUACGUGCCUCCCUCACCUGGCUGUGGUCUCUCCUUUUCUCAGCACUUUCAUGUUUGUCUACCUGAAGCCCCCCACCAUCUCACUGUCUCUGGACCUGGUGGUGGCAGUUCUGUACUCGGUGGUUCCUCCAGCAGUGAACCCCUUUAUCUACAGCAUGAGAAACGAAGAGCUGAAAGUUGCACUGAACAAAGUGAUUUCGUUGACAUUUUCCACUGCUGCCCCCAUCACAUAUGUGUGCCACUGGGACUGA
Oxyura jamaicensis (ruddy duck) is the source of this 1050-nucleotide messenger RNA. Its product is annotated as olfactory receptor 14C36-like. Gene Ontology annotation, biological process: G protein-coupled receptor signaling pathway. The record is from RefSeq and is a predicted model, not a curated record. Gene Ontology annotation, cellular component: membrane. Lineage: Eukaryota; Metazoa; Chordata; Aves; Anseriformes; Anatidae. Gene Ontology annotation, molecular function: olfactory receptor activity; G protein-coupled receptor activity. The transcript has 5 exons. The coding region runs from base 1 to 1050 and encodes 349 amino acids.